AUGAAGCAGUAUCUUGACCUCGUUCGGGACGCCGGCGCGGCUUUUGGUCUGCCGCCGCUUCCAGCGAAUGUGGUGCGUACGCAUAACAUUACUACUGGAAGAGCGUACGAGGCGGAGGAUCGGAGGCAUAAUAGGAAUGGAGUGAAGGGUACGAAGUAUGAUAAGGACGAGCAGCAGGACAGGCGGGACAAGGCGAAGGCUGCGACGCAGGCGAAGAAGGAGGAGGCGAAGAAGCGCGAGGAGGCCGGGUUGAAAAAGAAGGUUGUCAUGGCGGGCAGCACGACUUUGCAGGGGAUUGGUGCGGUGAGUACGGCGAUUGAUGCUGCUGAUGGUGCUGUGAUGGCCGAGUUAGAAGCGGAUGGGGUUGCUGGUGCUGAUGUGGAAGAACAUGGGGAGUUUGAGGCUUCGCCAGCAAUUGCAGCGGAUGAGGAAACAAUAGGUAUGGACGAGUGA
Messenger RNA from Recurvomyces mirabilis, 453 nucleotides. RefSeq lists its product as uncharacterized. Lineage: Eukaryota; Fungi; Ascomycota; Dothideomycetes; Mycosphaerellales; Teratosphaeriaceae. The record is from RefSeq and is a predicted model, not a curated record. Bases 1 to 453 code for a protein of 150 amino acids. The transcript has a single exon.